Molecule: messenger RNA, 4089 nt
Organism: Malaclemys terrapin pileata
Lineage: Eukaryota; Metazoa; Chordata; Testudines; Emydidae
Product: C-type lectin domain family 5 member A-like
Exons: 7
Coding region: 180-794 (204 amino acids)
Source: RefSeq, a predicted model, not a curated record
AGAGAUACACUGUCAGAGCAAAGAAUAAAAGUACGACCCCUAAGGUAACUGAAAACCACAAGGGCACCGAUAAAUCCCAGGGAGCCUUUUGUCGGUUUCCCUGUAGCAAGCCUUAUCAGCACUGAAGUGGACUGAAGUCAGAGAGCUGUCUGCAUAGAGCUCCUCCUGAUAAGGACAAGAUGAACUGGCAACUGGUCAUUCUUGGAUUAGUCAUCCUGCCCAUUAAACUAGUAGGGACAUCCUUGUUUCUCAUCUAUUUUCCACAGAUCUUCCCCAGGCCGGGCUCUCAAGGGACCCUCAAUUCCACAACUGAGAGGAACAUAACAGUUCUACAGACUACCCCAGACCUGCCUAAGACGCAACCUGAUUCCAGCACAAUCACAACUACAGUUCGCGACAGAACAGUCAUGUCCCCUUCUACAGCUAAGCCCCUACAGUGGGAGGGGCACCGAGGGAAUUACUACUUAUUUUCUAAAGCCAAAGAGGUCUGGAGUUCCAGCCGAACAGAGUGUGAUGACCAGAGCUCGGAUCUAGUGGUCAUCAGUGACAGAAAAGAGAUGGAGUUUCUUCGUAAUAAAACAAGGGAUGCUGAUUAUUUCAUUGGACUAACUUACUCAGAGAUGGAGAAGAGAUGGUACUGGAUUGACAAGACAGAGCUUACGAGAGACCUAUUUACUCUGAAACCAAACACAUUGGAGUAUGAAAAUGACUGUGCAGUUAUCAGAGCUGGAGAAGUGAGUCCUGCAUCUUGUCACCAACAAAACCAGUGGAUCUGUGAGAAGACAAUGAAAUAACUCUUUUUAUGUUGGGAGAGACCCAGCACAGAUAGUUUGUGGCACUGGAAUCCAACUGGGGCAUUUCCCCCUAAUCUCAGACACAAAUAUGCACAUGUAUUCUCAUUUUAUAAUAAGAGGAACCAUAACAUGAUCCUGGCCUAUGGAACUUUUUAUUUUCUAUCCACGACAAAUUCCAGACCAAUGUAUGCAUUCUCGACACCAUUUCUGGAUGCAUUUUCAUCAGCACGUUGUAGGAAGAGUAAUGGAGGACUUCAUUUUCUGUAAUAAGGAUACUUCACCAACCUUAAUGACUCAAUUAGGCAUCUGAUAGACUGACCUCCAUGGAGGGUCACACGUGCUGAAAGGGUAUAGGGUGCAAGAACUACUCAAGGGCCAGGGAAGAUCACAGCUCCUACACAUGGACUGCUCUCUGCAGAGCAGAGGUGGGAAUGAAGCAGGACCAUAGCCCUAGCUCCUCGUCCCAGCGUUGUCCAAAAGAAUUGGGCCCUAAUCCACAAAGAGACUUAGGCAUGGCAAUGCAGUCCAGUUCAAUGCCUAAACUUUAGGUGUCUGGCUACCCAGUGGAAUCCACAAAACCUGAGUUGGGCACACAGGCUCCCUAUAAAAUGCAUGGGGAAAGAUACGUGCCUGAGAAUGGGAUCCACAAAAGCCCACACACUAGGGCAUGGAGCUGUCUAACCAACCACUAGCAGAUACUGAGGAGAGGGGUGUGUCCUAAGAAUCACCCCUCUCUGGGUCUUAGGCACCUAAAUCCAGGAUGGAAGGAGGCUCUUAUUUCUGCUUGGGAUUCACAGCCUGGAAUUGUCUCCUGGAAUCAUGCUCUUAAGCCAUUUUUUGCCAGAAAUGCAGUGGCACAUGCCUAAGUCCAUACCAACUGGCUGGGCAGGGGGGAAGGGAGGACCUCCUUUAUAAACUUUCACCCAGCGGUUAUAGCACUCACUUGGGAUGUGGGAGACACUAGUUCAGUUCCCCCCUGGGGCUGAGGAGAAGGAAUUUGAAUGUGGGUUUCCCACCUCUUUGACGAAUGCCCCAAUCACAGAACUAUAGAGCCAUUGUCUUGCUGGCCCAGUGUAUAUUUUGUGUAUAAAUAAUUAUAUAACAGCUUCAAGAGGCAAGUGUGAGAGAGCCCUAUAUCAAAACAUCCCAUCGUCCAGCGGCUAGGGCAGUCUCUUGGAAGACUUAAAACCUAAAUUCAAAUCCCUUGGCCACAUCAUGUAGAGGACAGAACUGAACCAGUAUCUCCCACAUCAUGGGCUAUAAGGGCAGCCUCCCUUUCUCCCAACUACCAUUGUGUACAGUUUGGUGCGUCUGAGCAUGUCUCCUGGAUCAGGCCUUGCAAGCGAGCUAGGAGGGGGAAUGCCUAUCUUCCCCUGGUUUGAGGAUUGCACAGAGGCUUAGGCGAAAGAUAGGUGCUUGGACGCCUGCUUGGGGCAGCAAGGUGCAUGCUCAGUGCCUUUAGGAUUUUUACAGCAAAAAUUGAGUUGCCUCAAGGGUUAGGCGGCAGCUGAACAGGAUUUUGACGAUCUCAGUGGUGCCUACAUUUUGGACUUUAGGCACCUAAAUUCUUUUGAGUGGCCCUUGGUUAUUUGCAGAGCAGGGAUCAUGAUAAACUCUCAUACAGGGGCACUCACAUUGACUCCAGGACAGAUUGUGCUUUAUUGUGCUCCUUUUCGAGCUCUGCACAAUCCCCAACCCAGUGCCAUAAACACACAGUCUGGCUUUGAAUAAUUAGAUUAUUAAAUAGUGAGGCAUGAAAAACAAUUUUGUUACAUUAUUAACAGACCAUUCCCUUCCUGGGCGACUCCUCAUCUAUUCUGACUGUAUGCUGCUCAGUUCAGGGACCUUCUCUCCUUAUGUUUGUAAAGCACUUAGUACACUUUGAGCCCUGAAUAAAUUCUAAUGAUAAUGGUGUACUCUUUCUCUGUACAUUUGCCAGAAGGCUUUAAAGGCUGAGAUCUAUUUUUUGCUUUAAGUCUCCUCUGAACAUGCCUGACUGUCUUUCAAGUCAUGGUGUUUAGUCGACUAAAAAGGAAGGAUAUGCAUUCCCUUUCUUGCAUCUGUAUGUUAGAAAAUCAGCUCAUGGUUUGCUAACACAGCAAAUGAAUUACAAAACAGCAUGCAGAUUUGCAAAACUCAAAGAUUCCUUUAGAGAAAGAGCAGUUGAUUGUGCAAGUGGAGCAACAUCUGUGGUGUUAAAAUCAGAGAAGUGCUGCCGCAGGGUGAUUAAGCAAGGUAGAAGAUGGAGGUUUGGUUACUAGACCAGAAGAAGUUCCUAACAUGGAGAGAUUUUUAUGAAGGGAUUAAUCACCUCACCUAAUAUUUGUUGAAAGAAAGGAAAGGCAAUAGCUUUUCUCCAUAAUUAAGAGACUCACUUUCCAUUAAAUACCUGAUUUUAAACCUCUGCCUUAACUUCAACAAAACUCAACCAAUCCAGUAGAAGUUUCCCAUGUGUCCCCAGCCAGAGGAGUAAAGUUUGAGAGGAAUCAAACACGGUAUUUUGGAGACAGGAGAGUCUGGACAACCAGAGAAGCAUUGCUUUUGAGAAUUCUUGUAAUUUUUUUCAAUGUCAUAUCUAAAAAGAUGCCUUGGAAGCUCCCAGGGUAUGUCUGUUAUGAGAAAUUCUGGCUACAGAGACAGAAAUAUUGGCUUGAGUGGGUUCUGGGAGCAAGAAAAGCUCCUGAGUACUUUUCCUAGCUCUGCCAUACUGUGAGCACUUGAUAUGUUGCAUUUAUCCAGAAUAGCUCAUACAAAGAUACAGAGGUAUUUUACAGACUAAUGAUUACAGACUAAAUAGCAUUAUUCCCAUUGUGCAUUCAAGGUAGGCAUAGAUAAAUUAAGUGACUUGGCCAAGAUCAUACAAUGAAGUAGUUAUGGAAUUAGGAUAAAGAACUAGGGGCCAGAGCCUCAGCUAGAGUAAAUUGGCAUAGUUCCAUUGUAGUCAAUAAAGCAAUCCUGAUUCCCAUUAGCUGAGGAUCUGACUUCACAUUUCUGACUCUCAGUUCCACACACUUAAUCCAGUAGACCACACUUCCAAGUAAAUUACAUAAACACUCCUUUAUGUAACUUUCCUCAUGGGGCUAUAGUUACUUCGGUCCUUUAGAAGAUUAAAUAGUUACGGGUAGUGUCAUAACGAUAAAGGGAAGGGUGUAACAGCUGUCCUGUGUACAGUACUAUAAAAUCCCUCCUGGCCAGAGACUCCAAAAUCCUUUUUCCUGUAAAGGGUUAAGAAGCUCAGGUACCUGGCUGGCAUCUGACCCUAAGGACCAAUAAGGGGACAAGAUACUUCCAAACC